GCUCACUCUCUUACUCUCUUUCUGUCUUACUCUCUCCUCCCACCUGCAUUGCUAUCAGCACACUAAUAAGCGCGAGGGUACAGUCAAGGCAGCAGGAUCAUUGCAACUCUCUGCUCCUCUCUUUCUCUUUCUUUUUUUUUCCUUCUUCUUCUUUCUUUCUCUGCUUUCAUUCCUUUGUGCUCUUGUUCUUUUUUUAACCUUUCCCUCCCUCCACGUUCUCAUACUCUCCCUCUCUCCCUCUCUCCUCGGUGUAUACGUGCAUGUGUGGACCUUUGGAAAAACAGACGCCCAUGUGAGCAGCAGCAACAGAAGCAGAGCGGAGUGAAGGAGAAGAAGCAGAAGAGGAGAAGAAGCAAAGCGACUCGUCAGAGCGUUCCACCAUCAGCUCGGAGCAGCAGCGUCAGGAACGGGCAUGUGAGAAGAUGUCCGUGGGCGGCUGCGCGUGUCCGGGCUGUUCCUCCAAAUCAUUCAAGCUGUACUCCCCGAAGGAGCCCCCCAACGGCAGUGCUUUCCCCCCUUUCCAUCCCGGCAGCAUGCUGGACAGAGACGUGGGCCCAACGCCCAUGUACCCCCCCACAUACCUAGAGCCUGGAAUAGGGAGGCACACGCCAUAUGGGAACCAGACAGACUACAGGAUAUUUGAGCUUAACAAACGGCUACAAAACUGGACAGAGGAGUGUGAUAAUCUCUGGUGGGACGCCUUCACCACAGAGUUUUUCGAGGAUGACGCCAUGCUGACAAUCACCUUCUGUCUAGAGGACGGCCCUAAGCGAUACACAAUUGGCCGGACUCUGAUCCCGCGCUACUUCCGCAGUAUAUUUGAAGGGGGUGCAACUGAGCUCUACUAUGUGCUAAAGCACCCUAAGGAGUCCUUCCACAAUAACUUUGUGUCUCUGGACUGUGAUCAGUGUACGAUGGUCACUCAGAAUGGCAAGCCCAUGUUUACACAGGUAUGCGUGGAAGGACGUUUGUACCUGGAGUUCAUGUUUGAUGACAUGAUGAGAAUAAAGACAUGGCACUUCAGCAUAAGGCAGCACAGAGAGCUCAUUCCCCGCAGCAUCCUGGCUAUGCACGCUCAGGACCCGCAGAUGGUGGACCAGCUGUCUAAGAACAUCACAAGAUGCGGUCUCUCCAACUCCACUCUCAACUACCUCCGACUAUGUGUGAUCUUGGAGCCAAUGCAGGAGCUCAUGUCCAGGCAUAAGACAUACAGCUUGAGCCCCAGGGACUGUCUCAAGACCUGUCUGUUUCAGAAGUGGCAAAGGAUGGUAGCUCCUCCUGCGGAGCCAGCACGGCAGGCACCCAACAAGCGGCGGAAGCGUAAGAUCUCGGGCGGCAGCACCAUGAGUGCAGGAGGAGGCACCAAUAAUAACAAUAACAGCAAGAAAAAGAGCCCUGCUGGCAGCUUCCCACUCUCCAGCCAAGUACCUGACGUGAUGGUUGUGGGUGAGCCCACUUUAAUGGGAGGGGAGUUUGGCGAUGAAGACGAGCGUCUGAUCACGCGGCUAGAGAACACACAGUUUGACGCGGCCAACGGCAUCGAUGACGAGGACAGCUUCAACAAUUCUCCAGCCUUGGGCUCCAACAGUCCCUGGAACAACAAGGCUCCCUCAAGCCAGGAGAGUAAGAGCGACAACCCCACCUCCCAAGCCUCUCAGUGAGACUCAGGCCAAGAGGGGAGGGUACAGGAGGAUAGGAGAAGAGAGAGGAGGUCACGGAGGAAGUAGGGGUUUGGAGACACAUGGCCGACUCACUCAUCUACAUGCAGAUCCACUUUCACAAAAUGGCGGCCAUUCAUUUCGCCCCGUCUCAACGUGCUGGAGAGAAGAGUGAGACCGUGGGUCAGAGGAGAGCCAGGACUAAGAACAAGUGAAGUGUAAAUCAAAUGUAUUGGGUUUUAAGAACACGGUAACCAUGAAGUUGUUGGUGUUUUACUGGGCGAAUGCUCCUCUGAGGAAGGUGUAGAUAGUUCCCUUGUUUAAGUUAAGAAGGAGGUUGGUUGUAUUGUCCUCGGAGGAGAAGGCCGACGUGUAAAACGCCAGCAAAUUACACACACCCUCACAAAAUGACCAGAGGUGAAGGAUGAUGUCAGGUGUGUUUGCUCUAAAGCCCAGCUCAUCCCCCUCUGAAGCAGACAUCAUUACAGAUCUUUCCCUGCCAUUAGUGGAAGAUUCGGACUGAAACCAAGUAUACCACCGCCAUGCUGUAGAACAGCCCGGAAUUCUCAUUGUUUUAAAGAAGAAAAAAAAAAAGGUGAGAUGGCAAGCAUUUAAAUGAAACGUUUUGGAAAAUUUUAUCUGCAUUUUAUACCAGCCUCUAUUUCCCUAGAAUGUUUUUAUUUUCCUUUUUUUUA
Molecule: messenger RNA, 2353 nt
Organism: Hemibagrus wyckioides
Lineage: Eukaryota; Metazoa; Chordata; Actinopteri; Siluriformes; Bagridae
Gene: ldb1b
Product: LIM-domain binding 1b
Exons: 11
Coding region: 423-1661 (412 amino acids)
Biological process (GO): nervous system development; negative regulation of transcription by RNA polymerase II; positive regulation of transcription by RNA polymerase II
Cellular component (GO): nucleus; transcription regulator complex
Molecular function (GO): LIM domain binding
Source: RefSeq, a predicted model, not a curated record